Molecule: messenger RNA, 1425 nt
Organism: Oryzias melastigma (Indian medaka)
Lineage: Eukaryota; Metazoa; Chordata; Actinopteri; Beloniformes; Adrianichthyidae
Product: pro-opiomelanocortin
Exons: 3
Coding region: 653-1288 (211 amino acids)
Biological process (GO): neuropeptide signaling pathway
Cellular component (GO): extracellular region
Molecular function (GO): neuropeptide hormone activity
Source: RefSeq, a predicted model, not a curated record
UUAUUUUUGAAAAGAUCUUAUUCAAAGUAAUAUCUAAUGAAAAUAAAAUUAUUUAAUUCACAUUUUUAUAAAAUUUUACAACUUUAUCUUAAAAUGUGUUACUAAUUUUAAUUGGUCCAGAAAAAAUGAUAUUUUUUAUUGUAGCACUUAAAACUAUGUUUUUUGUGGGAAAAGUGGAAGUAUCUAUGAUUGUAUUUACAAUUUUAAGACAAAUUCUAGCUAAUCUAUAAAUAAAAUUUGGUCUUGUAAGGUCAAGACAUCACAACCUAUUUUAAGAAGUCUUUUUACUUGUUCCAUUAAAGACAUUUUCUCGUUUUAAUAAGAAAAAUAUGUAUUUAUUCUUCUUCUCUUCCAGUGCAGACCACUUUUCAUUGCUGUUAGUUGUUUUGAUUGACAGGCCAGAUUUAGCAGGAAGAGCUCUUUGACUUUUCAUUGUUCGGUUGAAGCACAGAACGGCAUUUAAUUGAUUGUCCGUUUUUUGUGUGUGUUGCAUGAAAGAGCAGGCGGUGAAAGCCAACUGCGUCAUUAUCCGUCUUUGUGUGUCCUUGAGUCACAGAAUAAAAAGUCGAUUGAUCGGACGGGAGGACGCAACAUCUGGAGGAACGUUUGUCGAGAAGCCAAAGUGAGGACAGGAGGAAAAGACGCAGGCAACAUGGAGGCACAGAAAAUGCGUCUAGCGUUGCUUUUGGUCGCUGUAGCGGGGAUGGGUGUGGUCGUAGGAGGACACACUCAGUGCUGGGAGCUCCACAGCUGUCAGGAGCUCAACUCAGAGAGCAGUGUGAUGGAGUGCAUCCAAUUCUGCGAGUCAACCUUGAACAAGAUGCCGAUCCUUCCCAGUGGUUCCCACCACCUGCCUUCCCCCUCCUCCGAGCCUCUUUCUCUCCUUUCCAUCCCCUCGCCUCAAACCAAACGCUCCUACUCCAUGGAGCACUUCCGCUGGGGGAAGCCUAUCGGGCGCAAACGCCGGCCUGUCAAAAUCUACACCAGCAACAGCCUGGAGGAGCUGGAGGAGUCGGCUGACCUGUUCCCAAAAGAGAUGAGGAGGCGCGAGCUUCCUAGAGAAAGCAAUGGGCUGCAGAACAAGGAGAAGUCAUCAAAGGAGGAGCUGGAGAAGUUUGACUCCAAUGAGGAUGAUGACAGCAUGUACAAGAUGAAGCACUUCCGCUGGGGUGCCCCCCCGGCCAGCAAGCGCUACGGGGGGUUCAUGAGAAGCUGGGACGAGCACAGCCAGAGGCCGCUCAUCACGCUCCUGAAAACUGUCAUCAACAAGGAGGGAGAGGAGCAGUGAAGGAGAAGACAAAUAAAAGUGUUAAUAAAAUGAUUAAAUCCUCAAAAUAAAUGUUAAAAAUUCACCUUUUGACUGGCAAAUGUAAAUAACAUUGCAGCAAAAAAUUGCUUUGUUGCCAUAUAAAUGUCAGUAAAUGG